Molecule: messenger RNA, 2490 nt
Organism: Ictidomys tridecemlineatus (thirteen-lined ground squirrel)
Lineage: Eukaryota; Metazoa; Chordata; Mammalia; Rodentia; Sciuridae
Source: RefSeq, a predicted model, not a curated record
GCUCGCGCUUCCCUCGUGCCCAGGUCCCAACCGUCACCCGGACCUUGGACGCUCGGACUCGGGCCGAUUCCGCGGCCGUCGCGAACAUGGCCGGCUGAAGCUGUCCUCCAGGCCGUCGACCGCGCCCACCGCUCCCAUGGGCAGCUUCCUGGGCAGGCCGGGUCCCUCGGCGUCCCCGGCCCGGGCGCGCGCGGAUUCGCCAGAGAGGCCUCGGAUCCGCGGGCCGGCUCCGCCGCUCUGCCACGUCCAGCGGGUCCAGUACAUCCAUCGCGCCCAUCCCGCCCCACGGCGCAGGCCCUCGAAGAGGCCGCCGAACUGGGACCCUGCCCAUCCGGCGAGGGUGGUCAACGAGGCGUGGAGGCGCUUUCCCAUGAACAGGUUCCAGAAUUCCGUCGUGGGGCCGCUGCCCUCAGAUUGGUGGGAGAGCUACCUCAAGCGGACCAUUUGGUCGCUGCGGCACCCGCGGGCGGUGUGGAGCCCCGUGACGGUCAAGAUCGCUUCUCCCGAGCAGAGGGCGCCCCCCUCCGUGGCCUCGGCAGGCGUGAUUGCCUCCGCGGGGCCCUCGGAGGAGCCGCCAGACCCGUGCGCCAAGGAGACGGUGCUGAGGGCGCUCCGGCAGAGCCGGCGAGGGGGCGCCAGGGUGCGGGAGCCGCCGCUCCCCGAGAGCUCCGACCCCGAGCGGACUCGCGAGAGCCGGCCCUCCGCCUUCAAGCCGCUGGCGAAACACCGGGCCGGCGCCGGUUUCGUGCCCAGGCCUGGGCCUCUGAAAGGGAGCGGCCACUCGUGGAGCUCCGGUCACAGCUUGAAGAGGCUCGGUUGCUCCUCCGAGAGCUCCUCUGCUGGAAGACGCUCAGCAGGCCCCCUGUGCGCCAAAAGAAACGCCAUAAGCAGUUCUUACAGUUCUUCCAGAGAUUCCGCAGAGCCGUGGAAGAGAAGUUUUUCCAGCACAUCAAUCCAGACACCAGAGUGGCCCGUGAAAAGGAAGCAGAGAGGUCCCCAGUCUCUGCCUCCAGUCCCAGCCGUGUCAGACACUGGAGCCCCUGGAGCCCCUGACGGUUGUGGGCAGCGCAUUCUGAAGGUUCCAAUGCUGCCAUCUCACCCCGGGAACCUGCUGUCUACCAGCCCAGCUCCCCAGGUCCUCGUCACUGUCCCACGUGUGAGCUCUGCCUCUGGGGAGGCCCUGACCUCGGGGAAGGAAACUGAGCGGCCAUGGAGUGACCAAACCAGAGAGAACACAGGCCAGGCCUGGGCUGGCCAACCUCCCCUGCCUCUCACUGGGCCUCCUUCAGGCACAGCAGCUGCCACCGGCACAAUUCCUCAGCUGGAAAUCUUGAAGACGCAGAAGUCUCCAGGUCCACUGGCCUCCCCCGGGUCUACUGGAGAGGCAACCAGUGUGGUGCAGUGCUCUCAGAAGACACCUAACCUGCCGACCCCAGCUGAACACUCACGCUCAGAGCCCCCGGCAGAGACCUCUUCAGAGGCAAAGCCCACAGCUACUCUCAUCCAGCUGAGCCCAGCCUCUCCCACACCACCAGCCACUGACACCGCUGGGCUUCCUUCAACCCCCCAGGCUGACAGUGGGUUCUUGGAGAAGUUUUCGGUGUAAUUUGACCUUGAAUCCAGCUUCUCCGUGAGGAUCAGUGGUUGACCCUCAGGGAACUCUGUGUGCUGCUGCUGUUGUGCUACUUCCCCAACAAGCUGCCAGUCUUUUCCUGAGAGGCGAUAGUCCAGCCCCAUCCUCCUCCUGCCAAUUGAAUCUACAAAGUGAAGACUGUUGUGUGAGACCCCAGAGGUUACUCCUCACUCCAAGAAAAGGAGGCCUUUGGCCAGUGGCCUUCCAGGUUUGCACCCAGCAGGAGCGCCUUCCUGGAUGCAGGUCUCCACUUGCCACCUUCUCCCCGGCACCCUCCCGUGCAUACACAUGAGACCUGCUCUCUUGUCCAACGCUGGUGUCUGCUGUGUGCUUCCGACUGCGUGUGGGGCAGGGCGGCUCCUAGGAGUGGUGCCACUGGUGGGGUCUGGCUAAGGGAUGGGCAGGCACACUUCUUCAUGCUACAAGAGCUGGUUCCUGAACGUACAACAGCGCGUGACUCUAAGGGACAGCCUCUCGGGAAAUCAGAGGGCCAGGAGGGAGGAACACUGGCCAUUCCUCCAGCACCAGCCAGAAAUGCACAAGCAGGGAACAGAGCUUUUGUCUUUUUAUUCCUGCCUCAUCUCCUCCCUGUUCAGGGCCUGUGCGGGGAGGGCAGGUGGAGCAGAAAGCCCUGGGGCCUGAGAACAGAGUGAGAAGGGCGAAAGGGCAGGUGCCCGAGGCCACCCCAGGGCAGCGCCUGUGGGAGGGGGUGGGUGAGCACUUACCAUCCUGAGAAGAGGCUAAAAUGGCUUCCUGAGUACAUGGGCCACCCAUCUCCUGCUGAUGGGGACUGUGACGGAGGUCUAAUUGGAAGAACAAUAUUAAGUUAGAUGACAAAAUAAAAUUGUUGAAAUAAA